GAAGGCGUCGACAUCGUCUUCGUCCACGGGCUCAACGGGCACCGCAUCUAUAAUUGGACCAAGCAGGGCGUGUGUUGGCCUCGGGAUCUCCUCGCGCAAGACGUACCCAACGCGAGAAUCAUUACGUGGGGCUACGCUAGCCCUGUGGCCGACACCAAUGCCUUUGCUGACUUGGCGGAGCGGCUGUUAGGCGAUAUAGCCCGAGCCCGCAUCGGCACUUCGCGGCCCAUCAUCUUUGUCGGGCACGGUAUCGGUGGCUUGAUCAUCAAGGAGGCGCUGGUUACCGCGGCCAUGUCUCGUGUUUUUGGCAGCCAUAACGAGCUUGGAAAUGUGUAUCCGAGGACCGUCGGGGUCUUGUUUCUGGGGACGCCGCAUACGAACAGUGGAAAACAGAGUCUUGGAGAUGUAGUUGCUACGGCUGCGCAGCUUUCCUUUCGUCCGCCGAGCUUACAGCUCGUGAGGGUGUUGAGGGAUAGCACCGACGUGUUUGAAAGUCAACGGGACUCUUUUAUUCUGGUGUCGAGGGAUAUCCAGAUCGUGUGUGUGAGGGAGUUGCUCAAAACACCCAUGGGGACGAUGAUACCCAGGGAAUCGGCAAUAUAUCAAGGCUUCAAAGUCCAACUCGACGAGAUACAGGCCGACCACAUCAACAUGGCCAAGUUUGAUAGCAGGACGGAUAUCGGGUACCAGAAACUAGUCAACCACAUUAACAGGCUGGCAAAGGGUGCUUCACCGCAGGAGCUCAAGGCCAGAGCUGUUCGUAAUCAGGCAGAAAUCCUCGACGCACUCUACUAUGACAGCAUGGGCGAGAGAGAGGAGCGAAUCGACUGUGUCUCAGGAGAGACGUGCUCAUGGAUUCUCUCAGCUAAAGCAGACGGCGAGACGGCCUCUUCAUUCCAGUCCUGGCUACGAUCCAGCAGCAGCUCCAUCUUCUGGAUCAGUGGCAAGGCCGGGUCGGGUAAGUCAACACUGAUGAAAUACGCCUUCCACAGCGAAGAGACGAAAAGGCUACUGAAAGAAUGGGCCGGAAACAGCGAUGUCGUAAUGACGUCGAUGUUCCUCUUCGAAGCCGGGAGCCAAAUCCAAAAGUCGCGCGAGGGCAUCCUCCGCAGUGCACUGUAUCAAAUCUUCAGCACCCGACCCGAUCUAAUGUCGAUUGCGUUCCCGAGUUUUUUCGGCUGCGCGUGGCCGCCCCCUACGCCGUUCAACACCGUUAUGAACCUUACCCAAGCGUUUUACUCGCUGUUCGCGCACACGUCGGAAACGCUCAAGAUAUGCUUCUUUGUGGACGGUCUGGACGAGUAUCGCAUGAUGGACAGGCGGGAUUACUACACGGAAAAGGACUUUGCCCUGGUGUACGACGAGGAAGAGGGGGAUGCGGGGCUCGGAUCGAGUCAAUGGAUCACAGAUGCCCAUGCCGACAUCGCAAGGUUGAUUACCGAUAUGGGGGCUACGGAUAAGGUCAAGGUGUGCGUUACAAGCCGUGAGCUGAAGGUCUUCGAGGAGGCCUUUGCCGGUUAUCCCCGUCUCCGCGUGCACGAGCUCUCGGGCAAGGCCGUCGCGCGGUACUGUGCGUAUCGCCUGGAAAAGGAGGCGCCGGGUUUGUCAGACGUCAUGACGGAUCUAUGCGAGCAGCUGGCCGUGAGAUCAGGCGGGGACGUACUCUGGGCUCGUCUGGCCGUGAAUAUGCUCCUCGAGGGCUCGUUACGCACCCUAGUGGCACGGUUAGACGCGCUCCCCAGUCGACUCGGCGGUGCAGAUGGGUUGUAUAUGAGCAUGAUAGAGAACCUCAAGCCCGAGUACCAGCGCCACGCCUACAACAUCUUUCAGCUUGUGCUGCGGGCCCACCAGCCACCUCAUCUCGUCACCCUUGCCUUGGCCGAGCAGGGAUACCUAGACCCAGCCACGGGCCAACUCCGAGUCUUACAGGACGAACCCCAAGGCCAUAACGCCGAAGGCCUAGCGAAGAUGUGUAGCUACAUGAAACAUCGUUUCGCCCAAUGCUGCGCCGGCCUCCUUGAAGCCGAAUCCAGCCCGCUCGAGAUAUCCCAGCGCGUCAUCUUCAUGCACCAAACAGCCAAAGAAUUCGCCGCCCGCAAGGACGUCUGGGACAAAAUCCCGGGUAAUCCUCGCCCCAAUCCGGUAGAGGUCGACUUCUGUCUCCUCAGCGGCUGUGUCCGCCACCUGAAAUCCAUCGAGACCGUGAGACCCAUAUGCAUACUCCCCAGCGUAGGCUUCAACCCGGAAACCUGGCUCCUUAUCGCCAACGCCGUGCGCUACGCGGGGCGCAUCGACGGCGAAGGCCCCAUCAAUAAGGUAGCGUACUGCGAUUUACUGGAUGAGUUGGACCGCGCGACACAGCAGGCAUGGGUCGUCUCGCUGCAGCGCCAUCAACCCCUAUUUGACGAUGCCGAGUGGUCUGAUCUGCGUUGUCCGGCUCUCUGUAGACAGCACUGGACGGGAUACGAACCUAUGGCUUCGGGUCGACCGCCCAAGAGGAACAAUUUUUCAUCGCUGGCCGUUCAAGCGAAUUUGGUGACGUACGUCUCCUCGCGCUUAGCAAAUAUUGAGCCUGCCUCGGCAAGACGAGACAAGGCGCAAGAACUCCUGGGUUACGCGACCGGCCCCACGGCCGAGGGGAUGUCGGCGUGCGUCUCGUUGAGUGGGGAUUACGCCGAUUUCCACAGCGACAUGCCGGAUCCUAGAAUCCUCGAUGUGUUAUUUCAGCACGGGGCCGACGCAACGCAGGGUAGUGUGUGGGUAGAUGCGCUCAGGGCAGGAAAGCUGUUCUUCACGAGGCAGAGCGUGGCCGUUUCAUAUUUGAUGCAGAGUAGUACCAAUUCAGGGCUGAUGCAAAAUCGGCAGCGGUGGGUGGCUGCUGUGAAGGCGAUGCUGGUGCAUGGAGCGGAUGCGCAUGCGCUUGUUGAAAGUGCAGGCGAAGAGUCGAGGAUGAAGCCAGCGUUGGAGUUUGUAAGGGAGACGCUGGAGGGGGAGCCCGAGUAUGCGGUUGAGCUGGCCGAGUUGGAGGUCCUUAUG
Messenger RNA from Pseudomassariella vexata, 3036 nucleotides. RefSeq lists its product as uncharacterized. Lineage: Eukaryota; Fungi; Ascomycota; Sordariomycetes; Amphisphaeriales; Pseudomassariaceae. The transcript has 3 exons. The annotation marks the transcript as partial. The record is from RefSeq and is a predicted model, not a curated record.